Loxodonta africana (African savanna elephant) is the source of this 5915-nucleotide messenger RNA. It is a transcript of the gene MSANTD7, whose product is annotated as Myb/SANT DNA binding domain containing 7. Lineage: Eukaryota; Metazoa; Chordata; Mammalia; Proboscidea; Elephantidae. The record is from RefSeq and is a predicted model, not a curated record. The transcript has 2 exons. Bases 132 to 1217 code for a protein of 361 amino acids.
UUAGCCCUGAGAGGGAAGAAUCGGCUGGCUCCUGGAAAUAAACUGAGAGCACACAGAGCUUCCCCACACCUUCAGAUUUGCACCUUGCUGUCCAGGAGCUUUCUUCAGCUAGCCUUCCUUCCCAGUCCACCAUGGCCAGUACCAAUAGCAGUGCGGGCAUCCGGUGGUCCAGACAGGAGACACGAACUCUUCUCUCCAUAUUAGGCGAGGCAGAGUACAUUCAGCGCCUCCAGACUGUGCACCACAAUGCAGAUGUCUAUCAGGCUGUGUCUAAGCGAAUGCAGCAGGAAGGCUUCCGCCGCACCGAACGCCAGUGCCGCUCCAAGUUUAAAGUUCUGAAGGCAUUAUAUUUAAAAGCGUAUGUUGCCCAUGCCACAAGUAUGGCCGAUCCACCGCACUGUCCAUUUUAUGAUAUGCUGGAUCAGCUUCUCCGAAAUCAGAUAGUGACUGAUCCAGACAACUUAAUGGAGGAUGCUGCUUGGGCCAAGCGCUGUGAUCAGAAUUUAGUGGCCUCUGAUCGCGCAGGGGAAGAGGGAACCGGCAUUCUGAAAGCAAAAAGGACUCAGGUAGCAGAUCAUCAGCCUGUCCUGAAAACGGUUAAGGAAUCAGAUGAGGAUUGUCACCUGAGACUCAGUGACCGGAUUCAAGAAACCAGUGACCUUGAGGACUCCUGGGAUGAAUCCUCGGGUGCAGGGUGCUCUCAAGGGACCCCCAGCUACAGCAGCUCCCACAACCUUUUCAGAGGUGCAGUUGCUCCCUGUCAGAGCAGCACCAUGACGAGACUGGGUGUGUCCGGUGAGCCCAGUCCCUGCACCAGCACCAGCCGAAACGCUCCUGGUGUAGCCUCCACACAGCGCCCUCAAGUCUCCUCCUCCAGAGUUCGUUUUGUUUCUGGUGGAGAUAGGCCUUUGACCAGUGAGCCACCUCCAAGGUGGGCAAGGCGAAGAAGGCAUUCAGUGUCCAGGACUAUUGCUGCUGAGCUGGCAGAAAACAGGAGAUUGGCACGAGAACUUUCAAAACGUGAGGAAGAAAAAUUGGACAGGCUGAUUGCUAUUGGUGAGGAGGCCAGUGCUCAGCAAGACACCGCCAAUGAGCUUCGCAGGGAUGCUGUGAUCGCAGUCAGACGUUUGGCAACAGCAGUGGAAGAAGCAACUGGUGCUUUUCAGCUAGGGCUUGAAAAAUUGCUUCAAAGGUUAAUUUCUAAUACCAAAAGUUAGGUAUCUGUUACAAAAGGGAGUUAUUUCCUAAACUAGUAGAAGUCUAGUUCCAACAUCUGCCUCCUGGUCCUCUGGCUCCUUUUCUGAUGCACCUAGUCCUCAGGGGAAAAAAAAGUGGAUGGACCAUUAAUACGCAAAGUAAUAGCAGAAAACAGGCAAGUUCCUUUUCCCAAGAUUCUCCACUAAUUGACAGACCUUCCAGAAAUUUGAGGGACGGCCUAGUGGAAAAAGGAUUGAGCCACGUCCAGAGAGCUAGUUAGUCCUGGCUUUGUCACUGAUUCCUUGUGUGACAUGAUUUAGUUUACCUCUCUAUAACAGUUCCCUUAUCUGUAAAAUGGGGAAUAGAUCAUAUGCCUGACCUGCCUACCUCACAGGGUUGUUGUGAGGAUCAAAUGGUUAAUAGAUGUGAAAGGGUUUAAAAGUUUAAAAGCACUAUACAAAUGUAAGUUAUUAAUGCAUAUGGCUAGGGUGAAGCACAUUAGUUUACAAGAUAUAGAAGCAUUGUUGUAUACCAUGAUCUCAUUGCUUGAAGCCUUCCUUUACUAGUUUAACUCUCUUUGACUGCAUCAUGGAGUUCGAAAUGUUCCUUUUUUUCAAUUCCUCUGUAGCUUAUUUGAAGGUUCCCUGGUGGUACAGUGGUUAAGUGCUCAGCUGCUAACCAAAACGUUGGCGGUUUGAACCCACCAGCUGCUCCAUGGGAGAAAGAUGUGGCAGUCUGCUCCUGUAAAGAUUUACAGCCUUGGAAACCUUAUGGGUCUGUCCUGUAGGGUUGCUGUGAGUCAGAAUCGACUCAAGGGCAGUGGGUUUGGUUUAUAGCUCAUUUGACUAAUGUAGACAAAAUGUAUUUGUAUCCUUAUGUCUUAUAUUUUCACUGCUGUGUCUGUGACAUGUGUAUUACUAAGCACUGCUAACAGCUGGACCAUCUUUCCUUCUUCAUUUUACUAAUUCUUAGUCUGUCAGUAUACAAUAUAGAAAAGAACUGACAGGGAGUCUCCGUAGUGUGUUAGGGUUCAUACUGAUAAUAGGCUUUCAUAAAAUGAAAUACUGGCCGUUUUAUAAAAUGGUAAAUGUAACUAAAUUCUUUGCAUUUCUUAUUAUUUGGGUCCUUUUAUAUGUAUUUGUCUUUAAAUUUUGAUUGCCGUUCGAAUAUUGUGGAAACAGUUCAGAUUAUAUCAGCAUCUCAAUCCGCUUUUCGCUAAUUUCAUUCUUUUCUGUUAGCUGGUUUUCUGUCCAGUAUGUUACAGAGGGCAAGCCCUAGAAAACUUUCCUUCUGGGGAACUGGCAAAAGUCAGUUUUUCUCAGAUGGUAUCCAUAAAAGUUCACCUAGUUAAUGUAUGUAGUGAAAGAACAGCUUUGCUUGUCUUUCAGCUUUGGGAACACUUGAAGGUGUUGUUGAUAAAGUCUCCUUGCAGUAGAUAAUUCAUUUGAAGCACAAGCCCCUGCCUUCCUUUGGGAAGAUAGGAAGGUGUUCAGCCACACUUCCAGUUUACUUUAGAAAGGAAGAGGGUAUUGGCCAUCAUUGAACUAACCGAAAGUUUUAGUGGUUUACUUUGUACUUUUAGGAAAUACAAAUAGGGGGCAUUGGAGUUUAAAAAGCUUUCCUACAAUUUAGAGGCUUAAAAAACAAAAAAAAGUGGGCACGUUGGGACAGCUUAGAUGCUUAACUAAAUGCUAGAAAUACAAAUAGGUGAAGUGGUCAAAAAAAAAAAAAAGUGGGAACAUAACCUGGAACCAUGAAUAAAUGGCAAGGAACUGCUCUGAUGAAUGGGUAAUGGAUGUGGGAGGUAGCUGGUGUGGUAGAAUACACUGGAAUCUAGCUAGAACUCCUGAGUUCAAAUCCUGGCAUGGUUUGUUACACUGGGCGAAUCACUUGCCCUUUUUGUGCCUCAAUACCUUCUAGUUCUAAAAAAAUUCUGAUAAGCAGCAUAACCAAAUAAAGGCAAAAGGAAAAUAAAAUUUUAAUUUCAGUCACAGCAGCAUAUUAAUGCAUGUUCGAAAUACUGGUAACACUUGGAUUUUUAAGGAAACAUUGUGUCACAUUAAUAUUUAUUAAUAUACUCAUGAACUUACUAAGCAUCACACCAGACAGAUUCCUUGCUCUAAAGAAGCAAUGCUUUUAAGGUAUCAAAAUGGGGAUGGAUAUAUGUGUUUUCUCAAAUUUUUUAGGCUGUAAUGUGGAAGGGUAAAUGUCAGUUAUAACAGGAUGAGGCUAAUAUAAAUAGGUAGACUUUCUGAAACAGCAGAGAGAAGUACUUGACAGAGAAUUAGGCCUGUACUAUAUUAACCUAUUAAUGGUAGCAAAGUACAUAAGCAGGAAUUCACAUGGGAUAAGAGAAAUGCUAAAAAACAAGUUGAAUUAAGCUUUGGAGGUAGUAUUGUGAGAAUCUAGUGGAUGAAGUGAUCUUAAUGUUUUGGGGAAAGACUAAAGGGAAAAGUGCUUUUAAAGGAGUAAACAACACUAGGCUAAAAAUACUGUUCAGAGGAGGGAAGUUGCAAUAGCGGAGGCAGUGUGUAAGAAAGCAAGGCCAGGAAUCCUGCCUAAAUUUUAGGCCCAACCAUGACUAGCUGUACAUCCCCAGGCCAGUCAUUUUACCGUUACGUAACUCAGGGUUCUCGUCUAUAAAGUAGGAAACUACUAAUUGUCCUACCUACCUCACAGGGAUGUUGUGAGGAUCAAAUGAAUAGAUGAAUGUAAAAAUGCUUUUAAACGUGUAAGUCACUAUAAUGUAACUGUAGUGGAGAAGAAGACCCUGUAGCACAUUAGUGCUGGUGUGUGUCAAGUCUGUGGGCCCACUGACUGUAAGAGGCAUUUAAGGUGGGAGGAGGAAGAGAAAAUGGCAUUACUAGUAAAGGUACAAUGGUAGGAUUAACUCUCUGCCUCCUUAAGAUCAUGAUGUAAAUGAGGUGCUGGGUAUACCACCCCCCCAUCUUUGUUUUUCUGUUAAGUAAUUUAAUCCUGGUGUGGAAAAAUAAAGUUUUUACUUAUAUGUAGUUGUGGGUCAGUCCACUGCUUUCUAGUGAUACCUGUGAUCGUUUGUCACCUCCAUUCUCUGCUUCCUGCUAACUAGUAUCCAGUGUCUCGUCCAUAUAUGGCCCUAAGAGCUACCUGUGCAUUCUGUUUGCAUGGCAAUUGAGAAAUAACUUUCCAUUUCUAAGAGUUUUAUAGAUAUAAUACCCUUCCUGGCAAAUUAUCUUGUGUCAGUGGUAGAUAAUUGCAUAUAAUAGGAUAAAUUAUCCUGGUUGACUUAAACUCUAUUCUAAAGAAAACAACUGGUAAAUGUUAUGCUGAAAUUAUAAUAUUGGUGAAAAAAAAAAUACUAUGGGCCCUCUUCAUCUCCCCACCCCCCUUUCGAAAUACUUGUCUGGAAUGUAGUUUAAACAUUGGGUUUAGAAAAAAGAAAGAGUGGAGGAUUUAGUGAAAAAGACACUGAACUUUGUAUUGAAUAUUUAGAGUCUAGUCAUUUCUGCUGCUAAUUAGCUGUGUGACUUUGGACAAGCUACUCACCUGUUCCCCUGUCAUCGAUCAGUGAUUUUUAGGUGGUAGAGAAGUUGGGUUAGAGAAGGAAGUAAGAGGAGCCUGCAAGUAUUCUAGGCAGAGUUCUAAGCUGAAUUAGUCAAUUUUAAACCCCUUUCCUGUGCUGCUUAUUUAUACAGGUCAGGGUCCUCAGAUGUUCAGUAACCCUUCAGCAAUUAUUGUUAGGUGUCAUUGAGUUGAUUUCGACUCACAGUGACCCCAUGUGACAGAGUAGAACUGCCCCAUAGAGUUUUCUUGUCUAUCUUUACAGAAUCAGAUUGCUAGGUGUUUCUCCUGUAGAGCUGCUGGGUGGGUUUGAACUGACUUUUUGGUCAGCAGCCAAACACUUAAUCUUUGUACCACCAGGGCUCCUUCUUCAGCUAUUGUCACUAUUAAUUUUGAACUCCUCUUAGUAAACAUGUAAGGCUAGUGUCUGAGUAAAAUAGUCCUAGCCCUUUGGAAGAAGUAUUUCAUGUAAAAGUAUUAGUUUAGUUCAUCUUGACUUGUAGAUGAAAGUAAGCCAAGGAUCAGAGAGUUCUAUCCCUGCUCAAGAGGCAGAAGUACUGAACUUUGAUUAUUUACAAUCUUCUGGGAGGCAGUGUGGUAAACUAGCCUGAUGGAGAAGACAUGGGCCAAGUCCUGGCUAUGCCCAUUAUUAGCUCAGAAGUCACUGAGCCUUUCUGAACCUGUUUACGCUUACUUUUUAAAUUUUUCCAGUACUAUAGUAUGUUUGUUUACUGUCCACUUUGUGUAGGACAUUAUUGUAGGUCUGUGAGUCAAAAUGGGUUUAUCUGCCUGAAGUACUCUGCACACUGGAUUCAUUCUCAUAACACCUUUCCGUGUGCAACGUUCAUACUUUUGUUCAGCUGUUUGAAUCAUAGAUAUGAGAGUACAUGACAAAAUAAAUUACUGCUAUGAAAAAUCACCCCAAAAUAUAUCUGUUAAUAAUAGGAAGGUUAAUAAGAGUUAUUUCAAAUGCAAAGAUCAACACAUUAACAGAAUUACUAUAGCCAUUGAAAAUCAUCCACUUAAUCCUAUCUUCUAUAAUAUUUGAAGCUUUUAUUAAGCAACUUAGUAUUUUUGUUUAUAUUUUCAUGUUCAGUGGUAUUGAAAAAUACAGUCUUCUUUAACCCUUACAUAUCAGCAAUAUUGAUUUUAAUUCUUGGCUCUCUUUACUUUCUUUA